This is a messenger RNA of Capsicum annuum, 990 nucleotides long. RefSeq names its product pentatricopeptide repeat-containing protein At2g26790, mitochondrial-like. The transcript has 4 exons. Bases 1 to 990 code for a protein of 329 amino acids. The record is from RefSeq and is a predicted model, not a curated record. NCBI's taxonomy places the organism in Eukaryota, Viridiplantae, Streptophyta, Magnoliopsida, Solanales, Solanaceae. Gene Ontology annotation, molecular function: protein binding.
AUGUGGGUUCCAGCAAUAAGGUCUGCUUCUUACAGAAAUGUCUUCAAGAAUAUCCAGUUUAUUCGACUGACAUCAAUUUCUUCAGUAGCUCAGUUAAGCCCAUAUUUGUCUGAUUCGAGUUCCGAUGAACAAAUUCGAAGUACCCUGAUAAAAAAUAAUGCGUUAAUUAACAAUGCUGUUGAGGUGAACUCGUAUUGGGUUACUGAAAUGCUUAACAGUUUGAGGGAAGAACCUAAUGACGCUUUGUCAUUUUUUCGUCAGUUGAAAGAUAGUGGAUUUAAGCAUGAUAUUCAGACGUAUAUGGGUAUAAUUAGGAUCUUUUGUUAUUGGGGUAUGAAUAUGAAGUUGGAUUCUUUGUUUCUAGAGGUUAUAAAUGCGGGAAAGGAGGGUUUGGGUUUUGAAGUUUCAGACUUGUUUGAGCAGUUGGUGGAGGGAGGGGUUGAAUGCGGAAAGCCCCAAUUCACGAAAAGGUGUAGUUUUGGGUUGAGUGUGUUGUCGUGUAAUUAUCUCAUGAAUCAUCUUGUUGAGUGUGGGAAAGUAGAUAUGGCAGUGGCGGCUUAUAAACAGUUUAAGAUGAUUUCAGUGACUCUGAAUGUGUAUACUUAUGGAAUAGUGAUCAAGGCGUUAUGUAGAAAAGGCGAUCUGGAAGAAGCAGUUGGUGUAUUUGAGGAGAUGGAGAAAGCCGGUGAAACUCCUAAUGAAUCGGAUUUGGCUUACGAUGUUUUGCGGGCGUGGAAAGGGGUAAAUGUACCCCUUGAUGGUUAUGCCUGCACUGCUGUAAUUCGUGGGUUUGUUAAUGAGAAGAAGCUGCAAGAGGCAGAAACAGUGCUGCUUGAUAUGGAGGAGCAAGGAAUGGUCCCUGAUGCCUUUUGUUAUGGAGCUGUAAUUAAUGGUUACCGCAACACAGGGAAUAUGUCUAAAGCUCCGGCUUUCCAUGACAAGAUGGAAAAAAAGGGUAUCAAAAGUAAUUGUGUGAUUGCUCUCUUGUAG